CUUUCGCAGUUGAACAAUCAUGGACAAAGUCCAUGCGGUCGCUUCUAUCCCGCUCAACCGAUUGUCUCAAGGUCGAGGCUCGUCCCUCCCGAGUACCGCUGCUUUUGGGUGUUGAUCAGUAGAAUUUUGCCGUAGCAAGUUGCAUAUAGUUGGAUGAAGGUUUUCUUCAAAGUCAGUUUCAUUUAUCGGCUCGUUAGCAUACUUUAAACUCAUCCAGUGAAAUCUGAACGAACAAUGGCAAGCUAUCAUAAGCCGGAGUCAAAAACGAUCCAAGAACUGAAGGAUAUCGCCACGAAGCUAAGAAUUCAUUCGGUCCGGGCGACCCAGAUAACUAAAAGCGGGGUCGAGAUAGCAAGCCGGCGAUAUAAGCGAAGCUCGUCGCCGCUGAUGCUUCAGCUUGCGACUACGCGUUGAACACUGCAGUUAGAGGGUCAGCGGACAACCGUGGAGUUAGCCGAUUAAUUCUAAAGUUAAUUGAAAAUGGUGAAAGAAAUUGAUACGCAAAAGCUCUACGAUGUGGCCAACUGGCUCAGGAUUCAUUCGGUCACAGCAACGCAGGCAGCAAAAAGCGGACAUCCAACAUCAUGCUCAUCUAUGGCAGAGAUCAUGUCUGUCCUUUUCUUUCACACAAUGCGCUACAAGGUCUCUGCUCCUCGUGAUGUGAACAACGAUAGAUUCGUUUUAAGCAAAGGGCAUGCUGCACCGAUUUUAUACGCCGCUUGGGCAGAGGCAGGUUUAUUUCCUACAAGUGAACUUUUGAAUCUCCGAAAAUUCAACAAUGACCUAGAAGGACAUCCGACUCCUAGAUUGAACUUUAUUGACGUUGGAACUGGGUCUCUUGGACAAGGGCUGUCUGUCGCUGCUGGCAUGGCUUACGUUGGCAAGAAUUUCGACAAGUCUAGCUACAGGGUGUACGUCCUAGUUGGAGAUGGUGAAUCUGCUGAAGGAUCGAUUUGGGAGGCACUUCAUUUUGCUUCUUACUAUGGGCUAGACAAUCUUUGUGUAAUAUUUGAUAUAAACCGUUUGGGUCAAACACAAGCUACUUCCCUUGAGCAUAACAUGGAGGUUUAUCGUGUGCGUUUAGAAGCUUUUGGGUUCAACGCUCUGGUAGUCGAUGGCCACGACGUCGAGGAACUAGCUAAAGCAUUCCAUGAAGCACAAAAUACUCAAGGCCGUCCAACUGCAAUCUUGGCAAAGACAUUUAAAGGUCGAAACUUUCCCAACAUUGAAGAUGAACUCAAUUGGCAUGGAAAAGCUCUGGGAGCCAACGGUGAUACCGUCAUUCAGCAUCUAACUUCAUUAUUGAAAAAUCCUGGUCCACUCGCUCUGCAUCCGCAAAAACCCCUCGUCGCAGAUGCACCAAUCGUCGACAUUAGUAAUAUAAAAUUGAGCUCACCACCUAACUAUAAAUUAGGUGAAAAGAUUGCGACACGUCUUGCUUACGGAAAUGGCCUUGCCAAGAUUGCAGCCAACAAUUCCCGUGUGGUUGCUCUGGAUGGUGACAUGAGGACAUCAACCUUUUCAGAUAAAAUCAGGACGGUCGAUCCGUCGAGAUACAUAGAGUGUUUUAUUGCUGAACAGAACUUAGUUGGAGUAGGAAUUGGCAUGGCUUGCCGUGAUCGUACUGUUGCCUUUGUGUCGACGUUUGCUACCUUCUUCACGCGUGCCUAUGAUCAAAUUCGUAUGGGUGCUAUAUCGCAAACCAACCUGAACUUUGUCGGCUCUCACGCCGGCUGUUCAAUCGGUGAGGAUGGACCUUCGCAGAUGGGCCUAGAAGACUUGGCCAUGUUCCGGGCGAUACCUGGAGCUACUAUUUUCUACCCAUCUGAUGCCGUUUCAACGGAACGUGCCGUAGAAUUGGCCGCGAACACGAAAGGAAUCUGUUUCAUCCGAACUUCGCGUCCAGAAACACCUGUCAUUUAUAAGAACGACAAGGCACUAGCAAUUGGCAAAGCUCAGGUUAUCAAAACUUCAAGCAAAGAUCAAGUGCUGAUUAUUGGUGCCGCGGUUACGCUAGUUGAAGCUAUACUAGCUGCCGAUGAACUUGCCAAGAGUGGAAUCAACGUGCGUGUCAUGGAUCCGUUCACAAUAAAACCAAUUGAUGCUGCCGGGAUAAUAAAAAAUGCUCGCGAAACUGGCGGUAGGAUUAUUACUGUUGAAGAUCAUUAUCCAGAGGGUGGUUUGGGCGAUGCAGUACUCUCGGCCGUUGCUGGUGUGCGAGAUAUAAUUGUGAAAAAGCUUGCCGUACCAGUUGUGCCUCGCUCUGGUCCAACAGCUGUUCUGCUCGAUGCGUAUGGUAUCAGCAGUCGAAGCAUUGUUACGGCUGUUCAUGAAAUACUGAAACUCUGAAUAUCUAUUCCUAACGCUGAGAACUUGCAGUGCGAAGAGAAGUCUUUGCGCUAACAGAAGAAUGUCUUCUUUCUUUCAACUACUUUCAGAACUGAAUAAUUUUGAAGCUCGGUAGGGGGAUUCGCUAAAUCAAAACUCUGGUUUGCAGAGCCUGAAGACAAAUUCAGACCAAUGCUAACUAUUAAAUACAGAAAGUGUUUUAGCAACGAUAUUCAGUAUCAGUCUGCUCAACUAUUUCGAGAUGCAUACAGCGCAUGUUUCGUAUUAUAAAUCUAACAAUAAAGUGCAAAUACCCCCGAGUCUGAACGCCAUUCCGUCGUGCAAUAAUUUUCUUAAAUUUUUCAACAUUGCCAAUUAUUCCAAAAAUUUACUCUAUGUAUAAAACAAACGUUCCAGCAAUAAUAACUAACACAGUAGUUUACUAGAAAUAGUUGUUAUUGGAUGCACAAGUUGAAUGGUAGGUUAUUUUUAUAAACUUGUUUGUAAUUCCCCUCCCUGUUUCUUUAACCACCGACCUGUUUUUCAACCACAGAGCGUAUGUGAAAAGGAAAUAAAGUGUUCAAAGAUCA
Messenger RNA from Neodiprion virginianus, 2918 nucleotides. RefSeq names its product transketolase-like protein 2. The transcript has 9 exons. The record is from RefSeq and is a predicted model, not a curated record. Gene Ontology annotation, molecular function: transketolase activity; thiamine pyrophosphate binding. The coding region runs from base 481 to 2349 and encodes 622 amino acids. Lineage: Eukaryota; Metazoa; Arthropoda; Insecta; Hymenoptera; Diprionidae.